AUGGCUACUUUAUUUUCUAACAUUUUGGAUGUGUUAAUUGUAGAAAGGCUUGGGGCCAGAUUUGGACUGAACGAAGAGUUAAAGUGCCGAAGGUAAGAGUCAUGUUAAAUCGAACAAGGUAUUUUCACGUUCCAGAUUGUUUUCUGUUUUAGGUCACACGCUAUAAGGGGUCAGUGAGUGCAACUGUCCACAAUGUUCAGAAGUGACAAGAGAGUAAAGAAAAUAGCGUACGAACCGUAAGUACAAACGAAUUAGGUAUCCUGCAAACUGACAAAGAAAUUACAAUACCAUUCACCAAAGCUAAAACGAGUUUCAAGCUUGUUAUGUUUCGCUGAAUACUCCCAACUCUUGAAAAAGACUCGCCGACGAGUGGAUGGACCGUGAUUGGACCAUAGAUUCCUUAAGGUGGCGAGAGGCGAUUGCGAGAAUCAAGCCCUUUGACUUUUGUUCAGUGGUUUCUGGUAAGUGUUAAAGUUUGUAAGUGGAAUCAAGCCACGUCACUGCUCCCUUAACGAACAAGACAGAAGCAACAGAGAGGCCUUCAUUACAAUGGCUCAAGUUAUGAUUCAGUUUUUCGCAGAAGUAUUUCACUCAGAUCAGAAAGUCCAAAUUGUCUUAGCCGUGCAAUGAAGUAUAUCUCUGUAGUAAGAGAUUUGGAACCGCUCACAUGAUUCCCGUUUAAAAAGAGCAUUUAAAACUAAAAAAGUUCCAAACGUUUCUCUUUAAAGCAUGUUUAAUCCAGUAGUUUUGUUGCUUUUGUCAGCAUUUUCCAUAUAUUUUUUCCGAGAACCUAAUUGGAAUUCUCGGUGCCGGUGAUUUGAAUGUAUUGAAUUCUCAAAGACAGCCAAAGUGAAAAAUGUCACAAAAGUUCCAUAUUUUUUGGGGGUAAAAUAAUAAGAUUUGAAUAGAGCUGUUCGAAAGUUCUACUAAGGGAGGUUUCAUUUGGAUGGCAACAUCGGAGGAUUUCUCCUAAAUGAUAAAACGCUAGAGUGAAAAAUCAUGCUUCUCGCCAUAACUUAGUCUUGUAGCGAAAGGAAAUCUUUUCAAUGAUUUUCAUGGGGAACGGAAACAAUCGCUUGCAUUGUUUCAACGCCUCUUGUUUUCUAGAACUCUUUUACUUAGUCUACUUAGGUCACCCCAAGGAGUACAGGAGCUCAGAAAGCUGUCGAGAAGUCUCCACUUGUGAUCCAUGGGACGUUAAAGGAGGCGUCAAAGCAGAGGUUUGUACGAGAUAGGAAAGUAAUCCCUUUUGAGUUGUGAUAGUAACCAAAGAAUAUGGAUGAGAAAGACUACAAUCCUAACAAAAGGUGCAUGGAAAAUACAUUCGUAUGAAAAAGUACAAAUGCAAUAAAGAAAAGAAGGAAACUUUAAGAUGAAAAGGCAAGAUAAAGAACAACAUACGGAAAUGACCCAGUUUUUAAAUUUUUUAUGUUUGGGGGCGCGGCCAUUUUAACCCCUGUUGUAAACUAAGAUUUGGACUGCCAAACCCUAAAAUGUGUUUCGCAGAUUAUUACGACGACGUAAGUGGAGCUGCGAAAAGAAAUCGCAACGAAAUCAGAGAAAAGAUAAAAACUGAUUACAGAUAUCUUCCAAAGAAAGUUAUAUGAAAAGGAAUUUAUUUAAAACUGAUGGUGUUUUGUUUGUUUGUAUGUUUCAACAGCUACAAAGGAAGGAGCAAACCGCCUUAACUGCGCAUGACUGA
Molecule: messenger RNA, 1702 nt
Organism: Porites lobata
Lineage: Eukaryota; Metazoa; Cnidaria; Anthozoa; Scleractinia; Poritidae
Source: the annotation of a GenBank genome assembly